AAGUCUCGAUGUUAACGAGGGGUUUUACCUAACCUGCAGGAUCUCAGUUCAGUCAAAUUUGGCACAAGUGAAAACGCCGCUUACGUUGGCUAUUUGUAGUUAUGUCGCAGUGGAAAUACAUCGUUGAUGCAAGUUUUUCAAUGUUCCCUUGUUUCUUUAUCUAGCGGAAGGUGCACUCUACAAUUAUGGAGUUUUGAAAAGCAAAGUGGGAUUAUUUGGGGGGAAAGGAGGGCUCCCCUCAAGUUUGGUGGUUGGAGUGCCAAAUGUAAAGUUUAGAGAGUUGUUAAAAUUUUUGCCUUUUGUAAAUAUUCAGAUAAGAUAUUUUUGCAAGUGCACAAUUUUGUAUAAAAUAUAUAAAAGAUUUUGUAUUUAUUGAGUUCAUGCUGCCAGCACAUGCUGGAAACUGCUUGAUUUGUGUUAGAUCCUCGGUCGAAAUGGUGGACUGAGGUGAAUCGAGCAAAGGCUCUGGGGUUGCUAGGGUGCGGUGGAACUUCAACACAAGCACAAGUCUAGCACUCCAACCCAUCUCGACUAGUUCUUGACACUUUUUUUUUUUUCUUUGGAGAGAAUCUCUGCUUUCAGUGACAGUUUUAUUGGUUUGUUUCCGCACUUAGCGUAGUUUUCGAGUUCAUUUGUAAUUGAGGGUGGUGGGCUGUCACAAGGGCUUUGUCACACAAGAGGAGAAGGUUUCACAGUAAAAAAAAAAUUGGCUGAGGUCAGGAUGAAUCUGGUGCCGCUGGACUGCACCCCAAAAUGCCGGUCACAGCAGCAUGCAGACCAGGUGAUAGCCGCCCUAACUGGAGGAUCUGAGGGAAAGCUGCGGGCGUUUCUAACCGCACACUGCCACAACGCAACCGCCCUGCGAGAUGCCUUCGGCCGUACCGCCCUGCAUAUGGCGGCCUCGCUGGGAAAGAAGGCCCUGCUGGAGUGGCUGCUGGAGAGCAGGAGUGCUGAUCUGAUGCUGAAGGAUAAGGAGUCCGGCUGGACCGCCCUGCACCGCAGCGCUUUCUAUGGCCACAUCCACUGUCUCGUAUCACUGGUCAAGCAUGGUGGGACUCUUUCCACCCUGGACAAGGAUGGUCUCUCUGUUCUGGACCUGACGAUGAAGGACCGACCAGAACACGUCCUCUUCAAACGCAGCUACCCAACAGAAGUAUACACGUGGGGAAACAAUACUAAUUUUAGCCUCGGCCAUGGCAAUCAGGAGAGCCGGCAUCACCCUGAGAUUGUGGAUGUAUUCGCCAGGACUGGAGUUUAUAUUAAGCAGGUGGUGCUGUGUAAGUUCCACUCUGUGUUCCUGUCCCAAAACGGCCAAGUAUUCACCUGUGGACAUGGACAGGGAGGGAGACUUGGCCAUGGAGAUGAACAGACCUACCUGGUCCCUCGAAUGGUGGAGGGCUUAAUGUCCUACCACUGCUCCAUGGUGGCAGCGGCUAAAGACCACACAGUGGUGCUGACGGAGGAGGGCUAUGUUUUUACGUUUGGUCUCAACACCUAUCACCAGCUGGGCCUAAAUCCUCCUCCGGCCUAUGCACACGUUCCUAAACAGGUUUACUCCAAAAGCCUGAAAGGUACAACGGUGAUCGGAGUUGCAGCAGGGAGGUUCCACACGGUGCUGUGGUCCAGUCGGGCCGUGUACACUAUGGGACUCAAUGGAGGGCAGCUGGGACACACGCCGAAUCCAAACGGGGAGAAGCGGACGACAGCCCCCCGGGAGGUGUCGGGUUUUUAUCCUAGGUUUUCUAACUUUGCCAUGGCAUCAGCGAGUGAUGGAGCGACAGCAGUGGUGACUCAGGGGGGGGAUGUGUUUCUGUUGGCGGACUACCAGUGCAAGAAAAUGGCCACAAGGCCGCUCAACAUCACCAAGGUGCUGGUUAGUGGUGGCACUCUGGACUACAAAGCCGAUCCACAAACCUUAGACGAGGGAGGAGGGGAAAAGAUGUCCAUUUUGGGAUUAGAUAUAUUAGGGAGGGUGUUUUGCUGGCGCUCCUCUGGCAGCACUGUGAGACAGUGCAAGUGGGCGUAUCCACGCCAGGUUUUCAUGUCGGAUAUCGCUUUGAGCAAAAACGGCAUGAUGUUUGUGACUCAGAGCGGGGAGGCCUUUAGUGGUUCGUGGGCCGGGGAGUGCAAGAAGUACGUCGAGAAGAAAGAUGUCUCUGUGGAGGUCUGUGGCCACUCAGAUGCUGCCACCAUGUAUGAACGAGUCCGCUUGGAGAGACUCCCGUUCGUCCACAGAGCUAUCAGCAUCACCAUGGACUCCAGCGGGCGGAACUUUGGAGUGCUUCAGACCGAUCCCAAAACCAGCUUGUAUGAGGUUCCCAGUAUCUCUCCAUCCUCACUGUCCCAACACUUGCGGAACCUUCUGGAAGAAGCCGACGAAACGGACAGCAUCCACGAUGUGACGCUCCAAGCUGGGGAUCGCACCUUCGCGGCUCACAAGUACAUUCUGUCCAUGAGGUCCGAGUUCUUCCGGAGGCAGUUCGCGUCGGCCCACUGCGGCGUGGACGACGAGCUCGACAAGGAAGUGAGGAGGAGCGAGGACGCCGUGGGCUGCGACUUACUCAUUCUGGACAAAAUCCCAGCGGACGUGCUGGAACACGCCCUCCACUUCAUCUACACUGACUCCUGUGAUCUGCUGGUGCAUGGGGCCAGGCCCAGAAUCUCAGGGGCCUCAACAGAACCGAAUGAGGAUUCAGAGCAGGAGAGGCGUAUCAGCAGCCUGCAGGACCUGGAUCUGAGAGGACAAUCAGCCCUCGAAGUGUACCGCUCCCUCCCCCCCUCCACCAAAGGUGAGAACAACAGGCCCAAAAACAAGAGUUCCAAGCCUGGCAAAAGGGGAAAAGGAGGAAAAGGUGACAAGGCCGGAGACAACGAGGGAGGGACCAACCCCGUGAAGGCCUUACAGGCUGUUGCAAAAAAGCUAGGCCUGAGCAGCCUGUGUGCACGACUGGACGGCGUCAAGCUUGAAAAUGGAAGAAUUAAUGUUGUAAACAAGAAAACCGGCAGCAAACCCAAAUUCUACCAGAAAAAAUGCUCCUAUCUCUGUGAUGUCACACUGAAAUCUGACGAUGGGAAAGAGUUCCCGUGUCACAAAUCCAUCCUCUGUGCAAGACUUGAGUAUUUCAACAGUAUGCUUGGGAACCCUUGGAUUGAGGCGACAUCCUGCUCAGCUCUGGAGCUGCCUACCAGCUCUGAGAUCCUGCAGGUCAUUCUUGAGUACAUUUAUACCGACGAGUCUCCCACCGUUAAAGAGUCUCUGAACGUGGAGUUUGUCUGCAGCGUGCUGGUGGUGGCCGACCAGCUGCUCAUCACGCGGCUGAAGGAGAUGUGCGAGGUCGUCAUCACAGCCAACCGUACGCUGACGCUGAAAAACGCUGCGGAGCUGCUGGAGUUUUCCACCAUGUACAAUGCAGGGCAGCUGAAACUGUCCUGCCUCCAGUUCAUCGUCCUCAAUAUGGCCGCCCUGCUGGAGUCGAAAGCUCUUGAUAUUCUUAGUGAUGAAGUACUGGUGGAGCUUUCUGCAGCCUACAAAAGAAUGAUCCCGGCCAUGCAGAAGCGCAUCAUCACCCCGUACCCUGCUGCUCCAGACCUCAGUGUUUAUGAGGAGGAGGAUUUGGACUCUGCCUUCUCCCCCAAACCACAAGAAGAACUGGAUCACUCUUGCAGGGAGAUUCUGUUAAAGAAGGCAAAGAUGAAGGCUAAGAAGAAACCAAGGAGACGCUCUGACAGUUCGGGGGGCUACACUCUCUCAGAUAUCAUACAGAGCCCACCAGCUGCAGUGGUAUUGCCUGUCCUGGGAAAGUCGAACAAGGCCACCUCCACGGAAUCCCUGCAUGAGCUCCUGACGUCCGAUUCAGAGGGCAGCUACAUGGGCGUGGGCAGUCCAAGGGACAUGCAGUCACCCGUCUUUCAUGACAGAACCGAGGAUGAAAAGGCUUCCAGUAAGAAACUGAAGACUUCACCCAGCACCCCAAUUUCCUUGAAGAGCAGCCUCCCGACUCCCCCUGCCUCCAUUCCACAAACCAUCCACAAAGUCCUACCACACCGCAGUCCUGCUAAUCCUCCUCCAGUUUUGGAUCUGAGAGCCAUAAUGGACAUGGAGGCCAAUUGUUUGCAGUCCACAGGGGCGACCCCUAAAAGCCCUGGAAGCGUCAGCACCAACAUCAAGCACUCCCCAGUUUCCACCAAACUGUCUCAGAAACAGAGGAAGAUGUUGGCCAUGGCCAGCAAGGAGGCCAGUGGGGAUUCUCCAGCCGCCAAAGCAGCCCCCGCAAACACCCCAUCCAAAAGCAGUGGGAAGGCCUGGGCGACGUCCGUCCAGUCCCCGCCCUCCUCGUGUUCGUUUCGGGCUCUGCUGGAGGAGGAAGAGAGCCGCUUGACCAGCCUGGGACAAGCGGGAGUGCAGAGGGGCCAGAGUGGCCUGGGCUCCCCCGUCAGUGCUGCCCCUGCGGCCAGGAGGGUCACAUUCAAACGCGCCGAAACCAGCGAGCAAGAAAGGCCCAGCGGGCCCUGGGUAAUGGGUGCAGUGGGCAGUCCUCCCCCCUCCUCCCUGGUGACCUUUGCUUCCAUCGUGGAGGAGGAGAAGCAGCAGGAGGCGGCGCUGAUCCGCAGCCGAGAGAAGCCGCUGGCGCUCAUCCAGAUUGAAGAGAGAGCCAUACAGGACCUUCUGCUCCACUAUAAGGCGCGCGAUAACCCGGACGAGUGGAUAGUGGUGGAGAGGUCUCCCAGAGGUCCAAUGGCUGCCCCGACAUGGCACAAACACUGAUCUGAUCUGAUCUGAUCCAGCUGCAGCUCCCCUCCCGCAUAUCAGCGCUUAUCCCGGCCCAGUUCCACACAAGUCUGAGGCAGACCUUUGGCUCUCUUCUCUCCGUUUGGUGUUUUUGUUUAUAUCUGAGAAGAGAAUGAGUGCUUUCCAUUUCUGACUGUGGUCUUUUAAAGAGAAGUUUUGGGGCCUGGGAAUACCAUUUCAUUUAUUCUCAACAAAACAAUAAAAAAAAAAAAACAAGUUUAAAAGAAAACUACA
Molecule: messenger RNA, 5023 nt
Organism: Menidia menidia (Atlantic silverside)
Lineage: Eukaryota; Metazoa; Chordata; Actinopteri; Atheriniformes; Atherinopsidae
Source: the annotation of a GenBank genome assembly